Tachyglossus aculeatus (Australian echidna) is the source of this 1617-nucleotide messenger RNA. RefSeq names its product KIAA1143 ortholog. NCBI's taxonomy places the organism in Eukaryota, Metazoa, Chordata, Mammalia, Monotremata, Tachyglossidae. The coding region runs from base 17 to 481 and encodes 154 amino acids. The record is from RefSeq and is a predicted model, not a curated record. The transcript is spliced from 3 exons.
UAGCCCCGCGGCCGCCAUGAGCCAGCCGAGCCGCGUGUCGUACGUGCGGCCCCCCGAGCCUCCUUUCCUGGCCCGCUUCAAGCAGGAGGCCGGCUACACUGACGGACCCACAGUACACACCAAGAAAGAGCAGCCUCAAAUCCCGGAGGACGGUGAGAACAGCGACAAGGAAGAUGAGCAGCCCCAGGUGGUCGUGUUGAAAAAAGGAGAUUUAUCUGCAGAAGAAGUGAUGAACAUUAAGGAGCAGAUAAAAUCCUCCAAAUCUGAUGAAGAACCAGCCCCAGCUGAUGGAAAAAUCAUGUUCAGGAAACCAGUCAAACGUUCCUCCGAUGAGAAGUAUAUGGGUUUGACUGCAAGCUCAAGCAAGAAGAAGAAAGAAGAAAAGAAAAAUUUGGGCGAUUCAGUGGGUCCAAAGAACCCUCAGAAACAAAUUAAAAAUAGUAGCCUGCUGUCAUUUGGCGACGAUGAAGAGGAAUAUUAACUGCUCUAUGUAUUUUUGAUGUAACCUGUUCAUCGCUUUGACAGUGUAUUCAGCCAAAGUGGGGCUUUCCUUUUAACUCUAGUUUCAAGUUUGGCAUGUACUUAACAAUGUGGAGUUUGAAGUGUGUAAAAUAAAGAUGAGCUGAUUUUUUUUUUUUUUUUUACAAAACUAUAAAUGGAUAAUUGAGGUCUAAGAUCAGGACUAGUCUGUAGGUGUUGGUAGUAAAUUAGAGGUAAGCAUUUAACAAUCCUUCCAAGACAUGAAUUCAAAUUUAUGUUAUCCUUACGACGUGACAUUCUUAACAUGUAAUUGUAUAAAAAUUGUAGCCCCUCUUACCUUUAAGGUGAGAGACACAAGAUUUUAUGAUAGUGAUGUGCAGAUUUUAGGAUCUACUUCUUCCGAAGCUUGCUGUGUAACUGAUCAGGGAGUUGAUCCAUCACUUUGGUUUGUUUUCCAUCUUCAGAGUGAAAUUCAUUUGUAAAAUCUGAAUCUCUCAAAAUAAAGGUGCUGUGUCUGUAUGGUUUCCCUUUCUGAAAUAAUACAAGAAAUGCUAAUUAAAGUGUAUGAUUUGGUUUGUUAAAUUCUUAUGGCUCACUUUUAAGAUUUCUUACACGUAUAUUUUAUAAAAUGUGUGUGGUUAAUGUUUUGGGGGCUUCAGAUCAUUUUUAUUUUAGGAAUUCCAUUUUGGCUUUAAAAUUUGUUGAGCCUAGUACGUUUGUGAAGUCUACUCAUGGUGUGUACAAAGGAGAAAAUAAGCUUUGAGAUUUUAUGGUGAUGUUCUUUUCAACAAAAGAAAUGUGAUAAUUCUCAAAUUCCUUGAAGCUGUCUAGAAGAAUCUAUUGUAUUAUAACUUAAUAUGCAGCCAGAAAAAAAAACAAAUUGUCUUGAAAAGAGUGCCAUAAACUUAGUUUUUCAGUUUGUGGCAAUACAUGUAAAUUAAUGGGAAAUGUAAAGCUUCAUAAAGGAGCUGAUUUGACGUUGCUGUGUGACAGCUGUUUUUAGUGUUAACUGCUAAUGUUCAGUACAGCUCUUAGUAAAGCAUACAUUGUAAAUAAAAUAAUCCUUGAACAUGUUCAUAAGUAUAAAUUAAAAAUAUUCCAUUAAAGAUGAAAUGGAAAUUUGCCAUUACAAUCCAA